UGCGCCCUGAACGCGCUCCCAGUCAAUUGGAGUCGAAAAAAUGGUGGCCAGCGCUCGAGUACAGAAGCUGCUCCGACGAUAUAAACUAGCGAUUGCCGUCGCAUUAACUAUCCUCCUGGUCCAGGGGCUUGUGGUAUGGAGUCUAAGAGGUCUGGAAGAAGGCGAGGCAGAGAGAAAAACACGACGCUCUAAGCUGCCUGACCACAACAGCCAGGACCCCAAGAGAGACGCCGCACUUUGGAAGAAACAAAACUCUUUGUCGGGGAGGGGCAGAUGGAGCGGCCGGUCGGAGAGGACGGGGGGCACAGCAGCCAGUGCGCUGAGGAGAUGGACCAACCGCAGAGGAGAAAAGCCCAGCAUCAGGCUGAAGUCUCCGCAGGAGCGGGGGAUGACGGGAGCUGGAUUGGAUGCCGUGGUCCUCCAUGAUCUGUCCAGCAGCCGUAACUUCAGCGAGACCCGAGGUGGCACUGACGGGGCGGCAAAGUUACCCACUGCUGCAAUACUGGGGGAGCCGGGCAGUGUGGACGGGGCGCACCAAGCCCCCAGCAGCGACUUUGUGCCUAAAUGUGAUAUCAUAGGCAAGGACGCGCUGUCUGCCCUUCAUCGCGCCGGGUCACAGCAGUGCCGACAGGAGAUCGCCAACAUCGUGUGUCAGCAUCAGGCUGGGAAACUGAUGCCAGACGCACUUCCUCAGUUCUGCCCCCAGCUCGGUAUAUCAAAUCCGGUCCAGGCUUUUGGCGAGAUGGACAACAGCCUGUCCAAAGUGGAGAACCCCGUCAGAGUGGCAUUCGUUCUGAUGGUGCAUGGCCGUGCUGUACGGCAGCUCAAGCGCCUCAUCAAAGCCAUAUAUCACCGUGACCACUACUACUACAUCCAUGUGGACAAGCGGUCCAGCUACAUGCAUCGGGAGGUCCUUCAGAUAGCCCAGCAGUACCCAAACAUACGAGCCACUACCUGGCGGAUGGUCACCAUCUGGGGUGGUGCCAGCCUGCUAAAGGCCUACCUACGCAGCAUGCAGGACCUGCUCUCCAUGCUGGACUGGAAGUGGGAUUUCUUCAUCAAUCUCAGUGCAACAGAUUUCCCCACCAGGACCAACGAUGAACUGGUGUUGUUCCUGUCGCAGCAAAGAGACAAGAACUUCCUUAAGUCCCACGGGAGAGAAAAUGCCCGGUUCAUUAAGAAGCAAGGCCUUGACCGUCUCUUCCACGAGUGUGACAACCACAUGUGGCGUCUUGGCGAACGCAGCAUUCCCGAAGGCCUGGAGGUCUCAGGUGGCUCUGAUUGGUUUGCGCUCACCCACCGCUUCGUGGAAUACGUCAUCAACUCCCAGGAUGCCCUUGUUUCAGGGCUGAAGCAGUUCUAUUCCUACGCUCUGCUCCCUGCUGAGUCCUUCUUCCACACGGUGCUUGGGAACAGUCACAUGUGUGACACCCUGGUGGACAACAACCUGCGUGUCACCAACUGGAACCGUAAGCUGGGCUGUAAAUGCCAGUAUAAGCACAUUGUCGACUGGUGUGGCUGCUCUCCCAAUGAUUUCAAACCGCAAGACCUCAUCCGGAUCCAGCAAUUGACCCGUCCGACAUUCUUUGCCCGCAAGUUUGAGUCAACAGUGAACCAGGAGGCCUUAGACAUCCUGGACACUCACCUGUAUGGCCAGUACGCUCCGGGCACCAUUGCCAUCAAGGCAUACUGGGAGAGCCUGUUUGAACAGCUGGAUGGCGUGGCCUCACUCAGUGACGUGGCUCUCACUGCUUACACCGCUUUCUUUCGUCUUGGCCUUAAGAAUCUGGUGACCACUCAGAGCAACGUGGAGGCCUGCAGGCUUGAACCAGUAGGCUACCCCCUAUCAGUACACAUGUACUUUUAUGACGACCGUUUCCAAGGAUAUCUGGUGCGUCAGGAAGUCCAGGCUGUGGGUUCAAAGGUCAGGGAGACACUGGAGAUGUGGGCAGUGCCCCAGGUCACGCUUGUCCUCGAGACAAACCUAAAGGAGUUUGAAAGGCUCAAGAAUCUGGAAAUCGGCACAGAAUGGGAUCCUAAAGAAAGAAUCUUUCGUAACUUUGGGGGCGUGAUCGGCCCUUUGAAUGAACCACUUGCAGUCCAGAAGUGGGCACGUGGUCCCAACCUCACAGCCACUAUUGUAUGGAUUGACCCGGCUCUGGUGGUGGCUGCAUCUUAUGACAUUACCGUGGAUGUGGAUGCAGAAUACACCCAAUACAAACCCCCGCUGCAGCAACCCCUGCGGCCCGGUACCUGGACGGUGCGGGUAUUAAAACAGUGGGUGCGUGUGGCAGAAGUUCGCUUCCUUGUCAUGCCCUUGACCUUCAAAGAUAAGGAGCCACUACGCAAAGAAGAGGACAGCUGGCUGCAUGCAGGUCCUGCAGGUAACCAGUACAUGGAGCAGAGCUUCCAACAACUGAGCUCCGUGCUGAAGCUGCCUCCCCAGGAGUCGGCCAUGCAGGAGGCCCAGCGUAAAGCCCAGCUUGUGGGUCAACCUCUUGAAGCGUGGGUGGACAGCAGCAUAGACACCUUCUGGGUUACAGGUGGCCUGUGCGCCACACAGCCUUCCUCUUGCCCAGCCGUGGUACCUUGCUCCAAGACCUCUUGGAGCUCUCUGUCCCCGGACCCCAAGUCUGAACUGGGCCCAGUCAAAAGUGAUGGGCGGAUCAGGUAGCCCCAAGAGAGGAGAGUCUGUAGACAUCAACAUAUACACAGGAAGACUGAGGGAGAGCUGGACCUGCACUGGAGAGCUCCAAGAGAAACUGUGUGAACCGGAUAUAGUCUCAGAGCUCAAGGGCACAUAAACAACAAGACAUCUUCCUGCACUGAGGAGUCAACACAUUCUCAGUCAAGUAGUUACACAGACUUAAAAGAAGAGGAUGUGACUGCUGGGAAUUUGCACAUAGAGCUUAUCAAACGCAAGGACUUGUGUCAUUGUUUGCAGAACAGAUACACAGCUGCCAGAUGUAUUGUGUUGUUUUGCUGGCACGCAGCUUGCCAGUCAUGGUUGGAGUUUGAAAAAAGAAAAAAACAACAACAUCUGUGCAUGUUUGACUUCUGUUUGGGCGCACAGUUUUCAGUUUUUCUCUGCUUUGAAAGAAUCGGGAAGCAGAUAACUCAACAACAGGCUCCUCUUCAUUUCAAGUGAGAGUGGAACCUCUGAAUCAUGUAAUUGUGCUUAUUUUGAAGCAUUAUUAUGUACGCAUAAGUAACAGACAGAUGAAGUGCACUUUACUGUAAGGCUAUAAUGUUACACAGAGGUCAUUUAUGCAAGGAUCAGAAGUCAUGAGUCAUGGUUAAGGUGGUCACAUCACUUCCAUUUCCAUAGACUCUAAAGCAAAUACUUGCACCAUCACUCCCCUGCACAGACAUAUCACUAAAUACUAAGACUUGUAACCUGUAUUAGGAAAAGAUAAGGAACGAAAGUGUAGAGAGAGUAUUUAAUGUUUAGUUCUGAUUACUGUGACAUAUCAUUUGAACCUGUUUUUUUUUAUUGUAUUUGUUUUGUUUUGUCUGUUGGUUCCUUGAACUGGCUGUAAAGUUUUACGUUGUCUUUAAUGCCCAUUGUUACAAAAAAGACACUCUUGAGUUGUUUAUCUGGUCAAAGGAAGUGCAGAGACAGCUGCAGCAUCAAUGCUGCAGAAAGCCAGGUUACAUUCAAAAUUCCCUUGAAAUACAUGACAAAACAAUCUCACUCAAAACAGCCAGCUACAGUUCUAUGACAAAAAAAACUACAGCAGCUGGCUGCUAAUGAAUAGUACAAACCUUCAGAACAAGUGGGUAAGUAGUCCUUAAAUUAAGAUUGUUUUGCCAGCUUUUCAAGGUUAAGAAUGAACUGUCAGUGUGAAAUCCUCUGAUAAAAUGUGGUGUACUCUUUGGUACCAAAAUUCUUUUGAACUAAAGCUGAUUUAGCAAGAAGUUUUGAGAAGAUUGAUAUUAGUGUCAUGUUUUGUAAUGGUAAAUACAAGGCUACAGCCGGCUAACCUAGCUUAACACAAAGAUUGUGGACAAAGGAAAUGUGUAGCCCGGCUUCCAAAGGUAACUAAAUCAGCCUACCAGCACAUUUUUAAUCUCAGUUUUUUGUUUAACCUUAACAAGAUAAAAAGGGCAAAUUGUCGUUUUACACUUGUUGAUGUGGGCUAUUUCUUGGUUGGGACUAGCUAGUUAGCUAACUAACUUCGGGAGUCUCCGCUGGUUGCCUGGCAACUAUUCCCGACUAAGAAAUAAUGCUAGCCCAAGCCAUAGCUGUUAAAUUAGUUGUUUUUACACUUCUGUUUUUGUAACUUUAAACAAGCAGCAUACUAAAUGUUAGUUUGUGAGCUUUAGAGAUACUGGUAACGUUAGGUGGAUAUAGUUACUCUUAGACAAAGCCAGGCAAGCUGUUUCCAUUUUUUAUGCUAAGCUAACUGGCUGCUGCAGGUAACUAGUUAGCUAGCAACAAAAUUACCGCACAAACUAUGAAAAUGAUAUCCGUCUUCUCUUUUAAGGCUCAGCAAAACAACCCAUACGUGUAUUUCCCAAAAUAUUCACCAUUUCUUUAAAAUUUAAAUUGUAAACUUGGUUAGACACACUGUUAUUCCCCCCGUGUAUCAGCUUACCGGUAAAUGCAGUAUUGUCACUGUGUUUGUGUGCUCUAUUUGCUUCACAGGUUGGUAAUUGUUCUCAUUUCAAUUCCUACGUUGCAUUUCAUAUCAACUCUUUAAGUCCACCAACCAAAACAUGUUAAACAGUACACUGUAUGUUUGUGUUUGUGUUUUAGCCUGAUCAAGAGAAUCUAAGCUGCCUUUACUUGGUGCAACGAUGAAUUGUUUACGACGGGAUAUUAGCUUCCACAAAUGUGCAAUGAAUGCCUUUUCAGAGGAUAGCGAGACCCCCCUGUCUGUGUCUUAGGUUGCAUUUUUACAUAGUUUUAAAUGUUCUUAAAUAAUAAUAAUAGUUGGCCACCAUAUGAGUUUUCAAGUGACCUUGCUUACCUUGCACAGUACAGUUGCUUCAGUGAAGCCCCAGCUUUAUUGAUAUUGAAAGAGCAAGAGUAAUCAGCGGAACCGAUAUUAUUUUUCUAUACUGUUUGAGAGGUGUGUAUGUCGUCCGUUCAUCUCCAGUGCUCUGUUAAACAAUUAAAAACUGCUGUCAAAUGAUGUUGUAUUUGA
Molecule: messenger RNA, 5150 nt
Organism: Etheostoma spectabile (orangethroat darter)
Lineage: Eukaryota; Metazoa; Chordata; Actinopteri; Perciformes; Percidae
Gene: xylt2
Product: xylosyltransferase II
Exons: 11
Coding region: 41-2674 (877 amino acids)
Biological process (GO): chondroitin sulfate proteoglycan biosynthetic process; heparan sulfate proteoglycan biosynthetic process
Cellular component (GO): membrane
Molecular function (GO): protein xylosyltransferase activity
Source: RefSeq, a predicted model, not a curated record